Messenger RNA from Panicum virgatum (switchgrass), 876 nucleotides. Its product is annotated as abscisic stress-ripening protein 2-like. The transcript has 2 exons. Lineage: Eukaryota; Viridiplantae; Streptophyta; Magnoliopsida; Poales; Poaceae. Bases 85 to 594 code for a protein of 169 amino acids. The record is from RefSeq and is a predicted model, not a curated record.
GGACCAUGCAUUUGCUGCAACACCUCAUCAGCCAGUAGUAGUGAACCAACCCAAGCAGCAACAACCCAAGCGCAACCGAUCGACAUGGCUGACUACUACGGCGGCAGGACCAUGUACUCCAAGACCGACGAGUGCUACGACACCGGCAGGCACGGCGGCAGCCAGAGGGUGUACUCCCACACCGACGAGUGCUACGACGACGUGGACCGCAGGAGGCCGGGGGCCUACGCCGACGACUGCUACAACGGCGCCGGCUACGGCGGCGCCAGGCAGGCCGCCGUCUACUCCGACGAGUACUCCCGCAGCGGCUAUGGCAGCGAGCAGGAGCAGUUCAAGAGGGAGGAGAGGGAACACAAGCAUAAGGAACGCCUCGGCGAGAUAGGCGCCCUCGCCGGCGGCGCCUUCGCACUGUACGAGGGGCACCGUGCGAAGAAGGACCCGGAGCACGCGCAGAGGCACAAGAUCGAGGCGGGCGUGGCGACGGCGGCGGCGCUGGGCGCCGGCGGCUACGCGUACCACGAGCACCGCGAGCAGAAGGAGGCCCGCUACGAGGGCAAGGACCACAGGGUGCCGCACGGCUACUACUGCAACUAAUUACUGAGCGAUCGAUCGAGUCAUGCUGAUGCAUCGAGCUAGAUGGAAUGGAUCGCAUGCAUGCCGGCGGCGACACGACGGGCGUGCAAGUACUCUAGUAAAUAAGAGCAGAUGUGACGACUCCUUGUGUGCUGCUCACUACACUACAUAUUGACCGUUACUAGUAGGCAUACAAAAACGGUUGCAAUAAUAAUGUAAAUCACUACUCCGCAUGCUUCGGCAGGCAGGUACCGUGUCUAUAACCAUGCAUCAUUAUUAAUAUAAUGCAAUUAAGUAAGCGUA